Molecule: messenger RNA, 342 nt
Organism: Hibiscus syriacus
Lineage: Eukaryota; Viridiplantae; Streptophyta; Magnoliopsida; Malvales; Malvaceae
Product: PE-PGRS family protein PE_PGRS30-like
Exons: 1
Coding region: 1-342 (113 amino acids)
Source: RefSeq, a predicted model, not a curated record
AUGAGUGAACAAUUUCAAGGGCUAGUUUUUGAAGGAGGUGGCGAGAAGAAUGGGAUGGUAGUUGGUGUUGUGGGGAUGGAUGGCAUGGUAGGCAAUGUUGGCAUGCUAGGAAGCGGAGGGAUGGAUGGCAUGGUUGGCAUUGUCGGCAUGCUAGGAAGUGGAGGGAUGGAUGGCAGGGUAGGUAAUGUUGGCCUGCUAGGAAGUGGAGGUAGAGCUCCAGGCUUGGGUAACGAUGGUUGCGUUGUAGGCAAUGUUGGCAAUGUCGGUUGUGGGAGAUUGGGGAUAGAUGGCAAUGGUGGCAACGUUACUCCAGGCAAAGAUGGUGGCAUCUGGAGGAGAUGA